Messenger RNA from Rubroshorea leprosula, 706 nucleotides. NCBI's taxonomy places the organism in Eukaryota, Viridiplantae, Streptophyta, Magnoliopsida, Malvales, Dipterocarpaceae. The record is from the annotation of a GenBank genome assembly.
AUUUGUGUGGUUAGGAAACUUCAGUUGGGUGUCUCCGCCAUGGCUUUUUGGGGCAAGCUCCUGCUUCUCACUGCAUUUCUAGUUGUCAUUUACACGACAGAUGCCUCCAAGCACAAAGUCACCCGCAUCCAAUUCUACAUGCACGACAUCGUCGGCGGCCCCAAUCCCACCUCCGUCCGAGUAGCCGGCCGGUCCAACUUCACCGGCCAAGACCCAAUUGCGGCCUCUUUCGGUUCCGUUUAUGUUAUGGACAACCCACUUACCGUCACACCCAACCCAAACUCCACCGUCAUCGGCCGCGCACAAGGUAUCUACGCCAUGUCAUCCCAGCAGAACGAGUUCAGCCUUCUCAUGACCCUCACCUACUCAUUCACUAGCGGCCCUCACAACGGCAGCUCCUUCAGCGUCCUGGGUCGGAACCCAAUAAUGAAUAACGUCAGAGAAAUGCCGGUAGUCGGCGGUACCGGCCUUUUCCGGCUGGCUCGUGGGUAUUGCCUUGCCCAAACCCACUCAAUGGACCAAAUGGAUGCCGUGAUCGGAUACAACGUUACCUUGCUGCUCUACUGAAUCAAAACCCAUUACGGCCAUCCGAUUUCUGUACCAAAAAAUCAAUCUCUCCAAUUCAUGUAUUUGUACACGUGAUUGAUUGUUCUUCAAACUUACUAUUUUAGUAAAACAGACAGAGGAAUAAAAAAGUUGGGAGCUU